Molecule: messenger RNA, 644 nt
Organism: Metopolophium dirhodum (rose-grain aphid)
Lineage: Eukaryota; Metazoa; Arthropoda; Insecta; Hemiptera; Aphididae
Product: putative ATP synthase subunit f, mitochondrial
Exons: 2
Coding region: 149-472 (107 amino acids)
Biological process (GO): proton motive force-driven mitochondrial ATP synthesis
Molecular function (GO): proton-transporting ATP synthase activity, rotational mechanism
Source: RefSeq, a predicted model, not a curated record
AAUAAUUUGCAAAUUGUGAGUCGACUGUUUAACCUUCAUCGUGCGGACGACCGAUCAAUUUUACGUCCGUUUGUCACUGGGCGAUAACUAACUACCGACUUCGUUGUUUUUUCUGGUCCAUCCAGUCCGUUUUACAGCAUCGUUCAAGAUGGGAAUCGGCGACUAUCCUGUCGAAUACAACCCAAAAGUCCAUGGACCGUACGAUCCUGCUCGUUAUUACGGCACACCCGACAAACCUUUUGGGCAACUAAAACUGGGAGAGGUCACUGAAUGGGUGGGACGUCGUAACAAAUCUCCAAAAGCAAUUGCUGGAUUAUUUUCCCGCGCAUAUUGGAGAUGGUCACAUAAAUAUAUUCAACCGAAACGUACAACAGUUGCUCCAUUGAUUCAUAUUCUUGCAGGUUCCAUGAUUUUUUUCUACGCUAUUAACUAUGGCAAAUUUGUUCAACAUCGCAACUACAAACACCACUAAUAGUUAAAUAUUAAACAGCAGAAUUUAUAUUAUUAGUUUGAUAAACAUGAUUUAAUACACUUAUACAAUAUAAUAAAAUACAUGUAUUUCAAAACAACAGAAUAUCUUUUUUAUGAAGUUAGUAUCAAUUUGUAAUAUUUAUAGACAUUAAAAAAAUUAUAAUUGAAAAAAA